UUAGUGGUAUAGUAUGUAAUGUUUUACCUAUAUGUAAGAAUAUCGCUAACUUUAGUUAACGCGAACUAGCCCAUUAGCCAUGCUGGCUAAAAUUAAAUUCCUACUCGCUGGAUGAAAGGACACGGCCCAGUGUUUGACAGGAAACAUCUCAGGACACUCGUACAAACAUAAUAACGCUUGAUAUUAAGGAAGAGAUGUCAGGAGAGAGCGUGGUGAGCUCGCCAGUGCCGGCAGCUACAACCCGGACUACGUCCUUCAAAGGCUCCAGCCCCAGCUCCAAAUAUGUAAAGUUAAAUGUGGGUGGAGCACUGUACUACACUACAAUGCAGACACUAACCAAACAGGACACAAUGCUCAAAGCAAUGUUCAGUGGCAGGAUGGAGGUCCUCACAGAUAGUGAAGGUUGGAUACUGAUUGAUCGAUGUGGAAAACAUUUUGGAACAAUUCUUAACUACCUUAGAGAUGGUGCCGUCCCGCUCCCAGACAGUCGACGGGAAACCGAGGAGCUGCUCGCUGAGGCCAAAUAUUACCUUGUUCAAGGCCUUGCUGAUGAAUGUACAGCUGCCUUGCAGAACAAAGAAACAUAUGAACCCCUUUGUAAAGUGCCUCUGAUGACAUCAUCCAAAGAAGAGCAGAGGCUUAUUGCUACCUCGAAAAAGCCAACAGUCAAACUGCUGUAUAACAGAAGCAACAACAAGUAUUCAUACACCAGCAAUUCUGAUGACAACAUGCUAAAAAAUAUUGAGCUGUUUGACAAGCUGUCUUUGCGGUUCAAUGGGCGCGUGCUCUUCAUCAAAGAUGUGAUUGGGGAUGAGAUCUGUUGCUGGUCUUUUUAUGGCCAGGGGCGUAAAAUUGCUGAAGUCUGUUGCACUUCCAUUGUUUAUGCCACUGAAAAGAAGCAGACGAAGGUUGAAUUCCCCGAAGCUCGAAUCUAUGAGGAGACCCUCAACAUCCUUCUAUAUGAAUCCCAUGAUGGCAGAGGUCCAGAUAAUGCUCUGUUAGAGGCCACAGGGGGUGCUGCAGGGCGAUCUAACCACCUGGAUGAGGAUGAGGAGCGAGAACGAAUUGAGCGAGUUCGUAGGAUUCAUAUCAAACGACCCGAUGACCGUACACACCACCACCAGUGACCUCCCUUCUUUGACCUUCAACCUGUGAUCCCGGACAGUAUUUGCACCACGCUUGUGCCUUACAACACCCAGCGCCUCCUUCUUUCACUUCCCUCAUAUUUUACCAGCAUUCCCCAGGAGAUUGAGUGUCAUACAGCUGUAUGUAGUGGUGAAGUGACUGUGUGCAUUUUUGUCUCCAGGUGUCUUCGUUGUUGUCUCGUCAGCCUAUAGUGUUCUUUUCGUUAGCCAUGAUAACUUGCAUCACUGUUUUCUGCUACUGUGUAGAAGCUCGUAGACAUGGAUGUUUGCCUUCAGCACUGUUUUUACCAGUGUGUACCGCAAAAAAAAAAAAGCAUAUUAUCAGUAUAUAGCUGUUAUAGAAGGUUUUAAUUACAUUACAUACAGGAGAACAAGAAUUAUAUCAUCUAAGCAACUAAAGGUUAAUGUAGAAAGGUGAGUUUUUCUCUUCCAUCUGACAGGUUCACUUUAAGGUCUCAAGUGGAUAAACCAGGUGUUGUACACAAUGAAGCCACAUGGUGGCACUGUUUUACUCUUAGAAGUUAUUAACCAAGGCUAUUUUGUAGCCUGUUUGGAAUUGCAAUUAAACAUUUCUAAAAUAGUUUCUUUAUAUAGUUAUACUGUUAAAAAAAAAAAAAAAAAAAAGAAGUUACAGGUGGCUGAAGCAGUUCACUGCAAUACUUACACCAUAUUUACUUUUAAUGUUGACCCAUUUUCCCUCUACUAAAAUCAUUUUCAGUGGAGGGAAUUUGAGCUGUGACCUGACGUGUUAAAUGAACUGGGCUGAUUGAAUGGUGGAUGUUGAGCUUGAUGUGAAUGACUGUAACCAGAUAUCUCUCUAGCAGGAAGGAAACCCUGUCUACAAGCUUAUAACAGGGAUAGAAAUUAGACCUGUCCUUCAGCACUGCAUUCAUCAGAGUUUGCACACUAUAGGUUUAAGUUGAUAUAUGUUUAACAAUCACAGUACUUGUAGGUCUGUUGUACAGAAGUAAACAAUGUAUGUUUUAUAUUUAUACAUUAUCACAAAUAAAUUUCUACAAACA
Archocentrus centrarchus (flier cichlid) is the source of this 2167-nucleotide messenger RNA. It is a transcript of the gene kctd10, whose product is annotated as potassium channel tetramerization domain containing 10. Lineage: Eukaryota; Metazoa; Chordata; Actinopteri; Cichliformes; Cichlidae. The transcript has 7 exons. Gene Ontology annotation, biological process: negative regulation of Rho protein signal transduction; protein homooligomerization; proteasome-mediated ubiquitin-dependent protein catabolic process. Gene Ontology annotation, molecular function: protein binding; ubiquitin-protein transferase activity. Bases 195 to 1127 code for a protein of 310 amino acids. Gene Ontology annotation, cellular component: Cul3-RING ubiquitin ligase complex. The record is from RefSeq and is a predicted model, not a curated record.